This is a messenger RNA of Diabrotica virgifera virgifera (western corn rootworm), 642 nucleotides long. RefSeq lists its product as uncharacterized. The record is from RefSeq and is a predicted model, not a curated record. The transcript has a single exon. NCBI's taxonomy places the organism in Eukaryota, Metazoa, Arthropoda, Insecta, Coleoptera, Chrysomelidae. Bases 1 to 642 code for a protein of 213 amino acids.
AUGAGUUUUCAAAAAGAACAAAUAAUAGAAAUUAAAGAAUACACAAAGGAACUGAUCGCCGCAAAUGGAGAGGAAAUGAUGAAAGAAACAAGAGAUCUAAUCAGAGAAGUGAAAGAAAUGAAUCAGAUGUAUAAGGAUGAAAUAAAAAGACUAAUAGAAGAAAAUUUGCAGAUGAAAAACGAAAUAAAGAAAAUACGAGCUAAAAUGAACUACAUAGAGGAAGUAGAAAAUAGAAUAGAAACGAAUGAUAGGGAAAACAGGAAAAACAAUAUAAUCAUAAGCGGAUUGGAUAUACCAAAUAUUAACGAAAAAGAAAUAGAAGACCAUGUCAAAAACUUCGUCGAUAAGGAAUUAAAAGUUGCAAUAAAUAAUGCAAAAGUAAGAAAAAUCAAGAACAAAACAUACUUGGUCAAAGUAGAUAACUUUUCAAAAAAAUUGGAAAUAAUGAAAAAUAAAACACUACUAAUGAAAGGAGAAUACAAACAGGUUUAUAUAAAUAAUGAUCUGACUCUAAAAGAAAGAGCAAUCCAAAAUAAACUCAAAAUAAUUGCAAAAAAAAAGAGAAGAAAACAAGAAAGUAAAAAUAGGAUAUCAAAAAUUAAUAAUCAAUGGAGAGAAAUGGAUAUGGAGUACAAAAAAUAA